AUGGACACCCAGUAUGUCCUAUGCAGUUGGAAAGGCCGCUUGUGGCCAGCCAAGGUUUUGUCCAGAUCUUGGACUUUGCCGAAAUAUAAGAGGAGAAGGGUGCUUUCUCUCCAAGUCCAGAUCCUCUCUGAAGACCAAAAAUUGAGAGUGAAGGGCAAAGACGCAAGGGCCCUGAACAAGUUGGAAAUCGAAGCCCUGGCCACCUCAGCCCGGGCAUGGUCCAGGGCCACUGUGCCAUCGGGGGAGAAAAGAAGGUACAGAAGAGCCCUUAGAGUGGCGCUGGAGAUUCUGACUGAGAAAGCCCACUUGGAUCAAGGAAGAAAACCCGAGGAGCCAGGGACCCCUAAGGUGCCUGCAGAGGUACUCCAAAAGCCAGCCAGCUGGCGACCUCGCAGAAAGUAUCAGGGGCGCAAAGGGCACUUCUGGACUAAGAAAAGGGGACAACGGGGAUCCCUGUGCGUGCAUUCAGAGAAGGAGAACGACCUGCAUGGCGAGAACUCCCAGGUGCACACAGCCAUCCGCCUGUCUCCAGCUGAAAAGCAAGCAGAGGCAUCACAAGGCGCCCACGAGCGUCCAGAUUUCCUGCCUCCUUGUGGAGGUGACCUCCAGGAAGAGGGGGCAGAAGAAGCAGGCCCCUUCGCACGUUCCCCCACCGCGGGGGAGGAUGCCUGUGCUAAAGACGAAAAGCCAGCUUGGUCGCCUCCAGCAAGACUCUUUGCAGCUGUGCCCAAAGCUGAGCACCAAGAGGCGGGGGACACCUGCCCAGAGACCCCGGCUACUUCCCAGGAGAGCACUGCCUUCGCAGAGAAUGCAGAGGGCCCAGGCGAGGGUGCCUUGGAAGGGAUGGCAGCAUCCUCCACCUGCUCCACCCCGAGCCUGCAUCGCUCCCUCGGUUUCGCCCACAGGAAAAGGAAGCUCGAGGCGCCAGACCCCAAGAAAGGACUGCGGGGGCGCCCACGCCCUGUGCGCUCCCAGACGAUGAGGGACGCCAGGGCCAGCACCAUAAGGGCUGGCGAUCGACCAGCACGAGGAGCCGCAGCAGGGCCUUCGGCACGCGAGCCCUGCCCUAUCAAAAGAGGGACGAUGGUCUGGUUCAAGUUUCAGGAUCAUCCGUUUUGGCCGGCAGUGGUCAAGAGCGUGUGCAAAACCCAGAAGACGGCCCGGGUGCUGUUGAUUGAGGCGAACCUGCGCGGGGAACGCAGUGGCAUUCGGGUCCCUCUGCACAGGCUGAAGCACCUGGAUUGUGAGGAGAAGGAGAAACUCCUGAAGAGAGCCAGCAAGGCGUACCGGCAGAGUGUGAACUGGUGCUUGUCGCUCAUUGCCCACUACCGAGAGCGGGUCGGUCGGGGCUCUUUCGUGGGCUCCUUCCUGGACUACUACGCGGCCGACGCCAGCUACCCCAUGCGCAAAGCCAUCCAAGACGGGGACCUGAACGUCAAUUUUCCAAAGGUGAAUUAUGCCGACCUGGAAGAUUCCGAGGAGGAGACCUCGGUGGGCGUGGGCGGCAAGAGGCCCUGCAAGAAGCUGCUCCCCGACCGCAUGAAGGCCGCUUGGGACCGAGCCAACCAGAAGCUGGUGGACUUCAUCGUGAAGAAGAAGGGGGUCGACCACCAUCUGCUGGACAUCGUGAAGGGCAGGAAGCAGUCCCGGUGGCUGACGUCCUUUCUGAGUGAAAACCGGUACGUGUUCUGCAUCGAGACGUACCUGGAGGACGAGGAUCAGCUGGACGUCGUCGUCAAGCAUCUGCAAGAGAUCUACGAGCAAGCGGACAAGGCCUUGCUCGCUCUCAUCAGAGAUGACAAAGUGAGAUUUCUUGUGGAAGUCCUGCUGCCAGAAGCGAUCAUUUGUUCAAUCGCUGCGCUGGAUGAACUCGACUACAAGGGAGCAGAAGAGAAGUACCUGCGAGGGCCACCCGUGCAUCCACGGGAGAAGGAACUGUUUGACAAAGACAUCUUGAAGCAGAUGAGGAAGACAUCCAGGAGAGGCAGAAAGGUGGUCAGGUCUCUUCCCCAGCCCUGUACCUCCGCAGGGGCCUCCUCCUCUCCCCAACCCAUCAGGCCGCCCAUCUGUGUGAAAGGAGGCGCCUCACCCCCUCCCUAG
This is a messenger RNA of Marmota monax (woodchuck), 2100 nucleotides long. RefSeq names its product PWWP domain-containing DNA repair factor 4. The coding region runs from base 1 to 2100 and encodes 699 amino acids. NCBI's taxonomy places the organism in Eukaryota, Metazoa, Chordata, Mammalia, Rodentia, Sciuridae. The record is from RefSeq and is a predicted model, not a curated record. The transcript has a single exon.